Mauremys mutica (yellowpond turtle) is the source of this 306-nucleotide messenger RNA. Its product is annotated as 60S ribosomal protein L23a-like. The record is from RefSeq and is a predicted model, not a curated record. NCBI's taxonomy places the organism in Eukaryota, Metazoa, Chordata, Testudines, Geoemydidae. Gene Ontology annotation, biological process: translation; ribosomal large subunit assembly. The transcript is spliced from 2 exons. Gene Ontology annotation, molecular function: structural constituent of ribosome. The coding region runs from base 25 to 306 and encodes 93 amino acids. Gene Ontology annotation, cellular component: cytosolic large ribosomal subunit; ribosome.
CCUCCCCGGGACCGAAGGGAGCUGAUGGAGCACUGGCCUCUACAGCUGGGGAACCUGCCUGCCUACUGGUUCCCUCUGACCACAGAGUCAGCCAUGAAGAUGAUAGAGGAUAAGAACACCCUGGUCUUCAUUGUAGAUGUCAAGGCCAACAAACAUCAGAUCAAGCAGGCUGUCAAGAAACUGUAUGAUAUUGAUGUGGCCAAGGUCAACACAUUGAUCCGACCCGAUGGUGAGAAGAAGGUUUAUGUCUGUCUUGCUCCAGACUCUGAUGCAUUGGAUGUAGCCGACAAGAUUGGAAUAAUCUAA